AUAUUGCUGCCCUAUCUUGUUGCUAGGCUCGUUGUCAGGGGCAGCGCAUCUAUCAGUGCUAGCACAGGAUUAGCAGCUUUUAUGUUAUGACAAGUCACGAAAUAUGUAUUUAUUUUAACAAAAAGGGACCGUCGUUGCAUUUUUUUCCACUCACUGGAUGGUGUCCUGCUUCGUUCUCGUCUUUUCUCAAACAGAACAGAUGUUUGCAGCGGGGCUAGCUCUGUAGCUAAGCAACACAGGUAUGCUAAUGUCAGAGGAUAGCUAACGUCUUCCAACAUCAAGACUGCCUGGUUUGUGUUGUCACGUUAACCUGUUCAUAUUUCCGUAGAAACAAUAUCUAACUCCCUGUUGUUAACUAUGAAUGACGCUUACGAAGAUUUACUUGAGCACGAAGAAACCGACAUGAGCGAGAAACCAUUCUCGCCUCCUUGCAAGGCUCCUUCUCGCUCUACUCGGCUGCAAAUCCAGAAAAGCAAUGUGUGCUCUCGUGCUUAUUUCGUCGUGGUUAUGGUAUUCUUCCAUGUUUACAUCCUGAAUAUUAUUGCCCUACUGCUCUACGUGCACUACAACAACGGCCCUGCGGAUUUAGUGAUGGGAGAUGGGGCUUCCCCUGCUUCAGUCAUCCAUGCUGAUGAUACUUUGCCUCCACCUGCUCCAUCGGUGGGUGACUUGGAUGGAGAAGACUACAGUCAGAGUUUCAGCCUGCAUCGUUUGGAGGGGAUAAGGGUUGGACAUGUUCAGCAGGUGUCUAUUGUAGCAGACAGAACACAUGAGAUGAAAACACUGAGUCUGAAACCUUUGCUGUUUGAGAUUCCUGGUUUUCUGUCAGAGGAAGAAUCACGUGUGGUGGUACAGCUGGCCCAGCUCAAAGGUCUGAUGGAUAGCCAGACAGCAACACCUAGCCAAGAGCAAGCAGAGCUAAACCAGCCUCUGCUUUCUCUAAGCACAGAAGAGGUCUUCAGUCUGCUGGACCUGAACCAAGACGGCUUUCUUCAGAAGCAAGAGAUUGUGAGUCAUUCCCGUUCUCGAGAUGGGACGUGGUUAAGCCCAGCUAGCUUACGGCAAAUACUCUCUGGUCUGGAAGCCUCUCCAACAGGGAUUCUGACGCUCGGAGAGUUCCGCCGUGUCUAUGAUGGGUCCCAGCACCCACGACAACCGCGCAGUGGGAGCCUGCAUAGACACUUUAAGCAAAGAAACAGGCAAACAUGGCUUUUCCAGGGACCAGGAUCUCACCACGUUGUGCAGUCACUCAGGAAAAGGGUAAUCUCUCUGACACGUCUGCCCUCUGCACUGGUUGAGCUAAGUGAACCGCUGCAGGUAUCUCGCUACGAGCAUCAAGACUUCACCGACGCUCACUAUGAUAGCAGCUCGUCUCACUCACAGACCACCUGUGCGCACACACGGCUGGCAGGAAACACCUCAGCGCUCACAGAGGUCUCCUGCAGAUAUUUGACAGUUUUAUUUUACCUCAACUCUGUGGAGAGUGGUGGGGAAAGUGUCUUCCCUGUGGCAGAUAAUCGUACUUACGAUGAGCAGGCUUUGGUCCAGGAUGGAGUUGAAUUGACAGACACCCAACAGGCUUGUGGCAAAGGAAAUCUUAGAAUAAAUCCAACCCCCGGAACAGCUCUCCUAUGGUACAAUCAUCUCUCUGAUGGCAGAGGUUGGAUGGGCGAGCUAGACGAGUACUCCUUGCAUGGUGAUUGUCCUGUCAACCGAGGAGUAAAGUGGGUGGCCACCAGCUGGGUCAACGUUGACCCCAAUUACCAGCAGCAGGCUCGCUACCAGAGACUAGUUGCUCAAAGACAUCAAGCUAAGUCUGUCGUGGAUGACCAUUACCCAUCUCUCUCACACGGCGACCUCCACCUGGAUCUAUAGCCAAGGCAUUCAUUUACCUAAUAAUUUAUAUCUGCUUUAAAAUGCACCAAUCCUUCUAGUUAGGUCUGACUAACAUUUACACACCGUCAGGUAAUAUGGAGCACUUUGCAAACAUCAUGAACCCCUAACAUUAGAUCAUAGAUACCUCUUUCAUUAAGUCGGAUUGGUUGGUAUACGGCUGUCUUUGAGCAAAGUUUCUCAGGGUUUCUGAAGGACUUAAUGGGCUCCUCUGAAAAUGUUUAAAUGCAUAUUGUUGUUGCUCAAAGUGCCAAAGUUAUGUCUCACAGACAUAACAGCAUUUCUGCAGUAAGAAGUAAGUCCCAAAGAGCUGUUAGCAUAGGUUUCUUUGUUUACUGAAGAUGAGAUUAGCAGAUGCAAUUAACAAAGUCCUUAUUUGUUUAUUAUUUCUCCAUCUGUUUAAAAAUCAGAGCAGAUUAUGUUAAGUGGUGCUAUGAUUUGCUUCUUGGCAUUUUUUUUUUCAACGUUUCACAGCUAACAAUACAAUUAUUGAUCCUGAAUCAUUUUGCUUUGUGUAGGCCUAACAAUAACUUUAGAUGCCUUUAUUAAACAUUUAAUGAUUCAUAGGCUAAUGUUGGACAGACCAACAAACUCAAAAAUUGUAAUUAAAAUCAUUUUUAGUACAGGGAAUUUAAAUUUAAUUUAUUUAAAUCUUCCAGUGUCAAAAACAUGUUAAGAUCCUUAAAAGAAAGCCUGGAAGCUGUUGCUCAAGACCACCUAAAAUUAACUCAAGCAGGUCAGGAACAUCAAGUGAUAAAGGGAGGUUCAGGACUUUUGAACUGGUCUAAGUCUGUAUGAAAGUUGCACAUAAUAGCGUCACAUAUUUCUUUAUGAAAUCUCCAGUUCAAUGUUAACAGGACAGAUCCACUAUAAUUUAUGAUUUGUUUAAAAAAAAAAAAAGUUUUGUGAAAAAUGUAAGAGAUUAAAUGUUUUAACAACUAAACAGCACCUUAAUAAUAAAUGAUAGAUUUAGAGGGAUUGGUAUUUAUAAACACAGAGAAGAGAUAUCCAAAACAGGCUGUCUGAUAAUGGCCAGCUUAAUUGCACUCUGUCUGAGUAGAUGAGGCCUCUGCCCCUGAUUCAGGUCAUUUUAAUUUAUUGAUAUGAAAUUGAAGCCAUUUUCUUGUGGUCAUGUGAUAAUUGUCGUCUGUGAAUGUAUUCCUGAUGGAAAAUGCUUCUCAGAUAUAAUGUGUCAGCUCAUUUUUUCAUCUUCAUGUCCAGAGUUAUUGAUAUUGGUCGCAAAGUGUUAUUUAAUAAAGCUUUGUUUAAAAUCCAACAGUCAGGACUAUACUGGGCUGGAUAGCAUAAUGCAAAGCCAGUCCUUCAGGUAAAAGUCAAAUCUAGAUCUUUGGUCUGUUUUACUGCGCGUUAAUAUCUGCACAACACAAAUGUAUUUAUUGUCUGUGUCUAUUUAUUUAUUUAUUACCAUCAUUUGGUCAUUUAAGUUAAAGACGUGUAUUUAUUAAUGGUUGACAUUGCACUAAAUCUGUAAGUGUGAACAAUGUACUUGUGUGUGUUAAGACAUUAAAUCUAUAAAGCUAUGUUUUAUGAA
Cyprinodon tularosa is the source of this 3445-nucleotide messenger RNA. RefSeq lists its product as uncharacterized. Gene Ontology annotation, biological process: peptidyl-proline hydroxylation to 4-hydroxy-L-proline. Gene Ontology annotation, molecular function: iron ion binding; L-ascorbic acid binding; procollagen-proline 4-dioxygenase activity. NCBI's taxonomy places the organism in Eukaryota, Metazoa, Chordata, Actinopteri, Cyprinodontiformes, Cyprinodontidae. Gene Ontology annotation, cellular component: endoplasmic reticulum. The transcript is spliced from 9 exons. The coding region runs from base 358 to 1875 and encodes 505 amino acids. The record is from RefSeq and is a predicted model, not a curated record.